Solanum stenotomum is the source of this 583-nucleotide messenger RNA. RefSeq lists its product as uncharacterized. NCBI's taxonomy places the organism in Eukaryota, Viridiplantae, Streptophyta, Magnoliopsida, Solanales, Solanaceae. Bases 100 to 531 code for a protein of 143 amino acids. The record is from RefSeq and is a predicted model, not a curated record. The transcript has 3 exons.
GGACCAAAGAAUAUCUCUUGUAUAUGGAAGAGUGAGAUUUUCGUCCAUAACAUAUCUCAUCUGCAAACUGCACUAAAGCAAACAUUAUUUAUCUUCCUUAUGGAUUCGACGCUGUAUUUUUGUAGCUUUUUAAUGGUUAUUUUGCUAGCUAUUUUACUCCAACUUGUUUUAUUCUCACCAAUAUCUCCUCAGAUUCUUGAAAUUCCUUCUGCCUCUCAAACAUUUACAUCAAACAGUUAUUUGCAGAGAGUAAGUAAACUUGGAGAAGGAUUUCUAGAUAGACCAGAAGAUGUUGCAGUGGAUAAAAUGGGAAUUGUGUAUACAGCCACUAGAGAUGGUUGGAUUAAAAGAAGGCACAGAAAUGGGACUUGGGAGAGCUGGAAAUAUAUUGGGAGAGAUACAUUACUGGGACUUAAAGUAUCAUCUUCUGGUCAUAUUAUAGUUUGUGAUGCUCAAGAGGGACUACUUAAGGUUACAGAAGAUGGUGUAACUGUUCUUGCUUCACAUGUCAAUGGUCAAAAAAUAAGGUAACUAAGAUUUCAUCUUCUUCUACACCACAAAAGCAAUGAGUUUAUAGACCAAA